Molecule: messenger RNA, 2780 nt
Organism: Pocillopora damicornis (cauliflower coral)
Lineage: Eukaryota; Metazoa; Cnidaria; Anthozoa; Scleractinia; Pocilloporidae
Source: RefSeq, a predicted model, not a curated record
CCCUCCCCUACUUCCCGUACGUAUAAACGGAGAUCGUGUUUGAAAACAGUGCUAGAACUCUCUGGUGCCAGAUUACAACAGUAUAAACCUGGCUUCCAACACGUAUUGCUCGACAUUUGGGUCCGCUAGCGCUAAAGUCAAUGAAUUCUCCCUCGGAAGAAAAUAAGAAAAGACAUCGCGAGAACUUUUCUACGCCUGAAAGUGAACCGAAUGUACUGGAAGCGAGCACUGUAAAGUGUUUUCCCGCUGUCAAACGCAGUUUUCGUCAAAAACAGAGUAAUUGGAGAUGGAGAUGGAAGUAUUUUACGAGGGCCCUGCAGCCAAUCUCAGAACAAGGUGAAAAUGCAAAAGAUGACACAAUUAAAGGUGAUGAGAGUGACCGCAAUUCAGCAGGGGUUGGGAGCAAUGAAAAGGAUUUAGAAAGAGGGUGUGAGAGCAUAGAUUUAUACAAUAAAGAUAAAGUGGAUUGUGCAUACAACACAAAGGAUGAAAAUAGUCUUCAAAAUAAUCAAGAAUCACUGGCAUCUAAAGAAGAUUACAGUGCCUGUAACAAACUAAUUGAGAAGUUUCAAGAAGCUGUGUUAGAUAAUGCAGUAAGAAUCAUUCAAGCUGCCUUUAAACGUUUUAGAGAAAGGCGCCAUUUUCUGAAACUAAAGAAAGCAGCCACAGUAAUACAAAGGAGUGUAAGACAGUGGCUUAAAUUGAGACAGUCGAAUGAAAGGCCUCGGCUAAAAUCUCUAAAGCACAAAGGAAAGCUCGAAAUAGGGGAACAAAAGAGUGGUUCAAUGCCAAAUCUGCUGAAUGGAAAAGUUGAUAGUAUUCACACUGAAAACAAAGAAAAAGGAGGUGAAAGAGAGACACCUCAUGGAGAAUUUGAAGAUGAAAGAGAACCAACAAAUGGAGGCUUUGAGGAUGAAAGAGACAACUGCCAGUGUAACUGCAAGGAACUGAUUCAUGGUAAUGAGGAGCUCUGUGCACGAGAAUCAACUGUGGAUGAAACUGACCAAUUUGACAUUUCAUUUGAUAGUCUCGACACUGAAUCUUUUAUGGGGAGUGCUGAUAAUCUCAGUGAAACAGAUGUCUACAUAGACCAGAAUGGAGAUAAAUCUCCCACUGGUGAUGCAGAUGCUCUCUCAUUGGCCGACAGCGGCAUUGACAUGUGUUCUGAUACAGUCCAAGAAGUUGCUAUCAUUGAGGAAUGUGAAUUUUCCAAGAUUGAAAAUACCCUUCCAAAUACCUCAAGCUCAUUAACAAAUGAACCAACUGAUCACUAAAAAUGAGAAGAAUUUGGUCCUUGCUGGCAUAACAAUUUCUAAAUACUUGUACUCUGACUGUACUAAUUCAAAAUCUUGAAAAAAAAAUUCUCUCACAGGUAUAUAUGAAUGUGUUAGAAAUUGUCCGGAGAAAGUGGACACAAGUCAGUCUUGUUUUUUUACUUUUCCCUUUUCAUUUCUUGUGCAUAUUUUUUUGGUAAAAAUAUUAAUAAUAUCAUGAUCAUAUAUUGAAGUCUGAGUGAUGGGGUUGAAAAACAAAAAUCAUUGCUCAAUAUAAGAUGUAUUAUUACGCAGAUCAGAGCUAUUUUAUAUUUCUCAUGUUUUAUUUUUAGCAUGAGAACUCUGUACCCAUCUCAAUUUCAGCUUUGAAGACAAUUCGUUUACGUCACUUUUGAGUAUUUUUUUUUGUAUUAUUACUUUCAUUGCCAAUAGUUGCUCUUCAGAUUAUUUCAACACAACCCAACCUUAAUUGCACACGUAAAUCCCAGAGGUUAUUAAUUCAGAACCUCUCUCUACAAUAUUAAUACAUUGUUAAGUAAUCAGGUGAUAAGAACAGACCAACACAUCAUCUAGAGGUUGAAAUCUUGAAAUAACACCAAGUUCUCUCUACUAAUUUUCAUGGAGUCCAAAGGGAGGAUUACUCCUCUGAUAUGUUAAGUGAAAGGGUUCAUGGAAAGGACCUUAGAACCAGCUCCCAAAAGAUUGAUGGAUUUGGUUAUUUUAAAAUGUCACUUAAGCUCAAGUAAGGCGAUAACAAUUGUGUUGUUUGUAGAUGGUAAAUUUACACUUUGCUAGCUGGCUUGCCUUAAGCAGUUUAUGAAGAUAUUUGCAUUCACUUUGAAUUGAAAACUUGUUCUGUUCUCCUCAUAUGGUGACCCAAAUAAGAGAAAAUUUCAGCGUAAUGUUUAUGUGCCAUUGGAGGAAAACUCAUUCUUUCUCAAACUUAUUUAGUUGGGAUGUCCUUGUCAUGAGAUUUAAACCUGUAAGUUGGGUUUGCUGAUGUUGACUUUUUUUAAAGUGUAUCUGCACAGUACUUAUUCAGGUGACUAGAAGUUUGUUUGUUCAUCUUUGUGAAUUCUUUUGCUUUUUUUAUUUUGCAUGCUAAUUGCAGUAAAGUGUGAGAAUGCCAGUAGUUUGUAAUUACACUUUACUAUAGUCCCAUUCCUAGAAAGAGAAGAGGAAAGUAUGUAAAGUAUACAAUAGAUAGUCAUUUUCAAUUUAUUAGUUUCUUUUCUAAACAUUGCUAAAUAAAUGCAUUUCAAUUCAAUUGGCUUCAAAUGCAUGCAAAAUUUUGGAAUAGAUAUGAUGCAUCAAUGGAACAGAAGAAUGAAAAGUUUCCAUCACUUGUAAAAAGUGAUUUAAAGAAUUUUGUUGAAUUUUAUAUUAAAUUGUGAAUAAAUUAUGGUUGUUGCAUGGAGUCUGUUCCAGACUUUCAGGCAACCAGAAUAUUCAAUGCUUAUUUAUGAAAAAUACUUGAAGAAUUUUUAAUAAAAUCUUGAAUUGACA